Messenger RNA from Talaromyces atroroseus, 1449 nucleotides. Its product is annotated as Adenylyltransferase and sulfurtransferase uba4. Gene Ontology annotation, cellular component: cytosol; cytoplasm. NCBI's taxonomy places the organism in Eukaryota, Fungi, Ascomycota, Eurotiomycetes, Eurotiales, Trichocomaceae. The transcript has 3 exons. The record is from RefSeq and is a predicted model, not a curated record. Gene Ontology annotation, biological process: protein urmylation; tRNA wobble position uridine thiolation. Gene Ontology annotation, molecular function: adenylyltransferase activity; thiosulfate-cyanide sulfurtransferase activity; URM1 activating enzyme activity. The coding region runs from base 1 to 1449 and encodes 482 amino acids.
AUGGAGAAUAUAGAAUUAAAAUGCGCUUCCUUACGCGCACAAAUUGCCGCCACUGAAUUUCAACUUUCAGCACUCAAACAGGAACUUGAAGCUACUGAAGCUCUGCGCGGGGCACCGAGUCAAUCCUCGACUGAAUGCAGUGAGCGCAAAUGGCCUCUUUCAGCCGAAGAAUACAAGCGCUAUGGACGCCAGAUGAUUGUCUCUGAAAUUGGACUGCAUGGUCAACUAAAACUUCGGUCCGCGUCUGUUCUACUCGUCGGAGCUGGUGGGCUAGGCUGUCCAGCAGCGUUGUAUCUUGCGGGAGCUGGUGUUGGUACACUUGGUAUGGUCGAUGGAGACACUGUCGAAUCGUCAAACCUUCACCGGCAAGUUCUGCAUCGUACGAAGAACGUCGGUAAAUACAAAGUCGACAGUGCAAUUGAGUAUCUUGAAGAGUUAAACCCGCAUACAAAAUACAUUGCCCAUCGUGAACACCUGUCACCGCAAAACGCACCACUUGUAUUUCGGGAUUAUGACAUAGUGUUGGACUGCACAGAUAACCCUGCAACUCGCUAUUUGAUAUCAGACACCGCAGUCCUUUUGGGAAAACCGCUUGUUUCGGCGUCGGCACUAAGAACCGAUGGACAGUUAAUGGUCUUAAAUAAUCCACCCAAACCCCCAGGGGACCCGUCAGGGGGUCCUUGCUAUCGAUGUGUUUUCCCCAGGCCGCCGCCUGCAGAUAGUGUUGUCAGCUGUGCAGAUGGGGGAAUAAUCGGUCCUGUAGUCGGGACAAUGGGUGUUUUACAAGCUCUAGAAACUAUUAAGGUUCUCACAAAGACAACUAAUCAGGACACCCAUCCGGCUUUGAAUCAACCAUUGACAGCUGAUGCUCGUCCUGCUCUUCAUAUAUUUUCCGCAUUUAGUACCCCUCCCUUUCGCACAAUUCGCCUUAGGGGCAGACGUACAGACUGCGCAGUCUGCUCGUCUCAAGCUACUGUCACAUUGACAACCUUGCAAUCGGGACUAACAGACUAUGUCCAAUUCUGCGGUUCAAUGAGUACUUCUCAAGUGCUUACUUCCGAAGAACGGGUCUCAGUGCGUGAUUUUCAGCCUAUAUACACGUCCAAGAAGCCGUAUACCUUGGUCGAUGUCCGCGAUCCAGUUCAAUUUGGGAUAUGCAGUCUUGAAAGUAGCAUCAAUAUUCCCAUCACCAAGAUCCUACAUGGAAAGAUUGCGAAGGAUGUGAAUGCAACAGAACAGCCACAAUCCUCGCUUCCAUCAGAGAUUACGUCUCCCGAUUCGACGGACCCGAUAUAUUUCAUAUGCCGCCUAGGGAAUGACUCACAGUUGGCAGUUCGAAGGCUGAAAGAACUGGGCUUGGAUCAAGAUGGACAGCGUUAUAUUGGUGAUAUUCGCGGUGGAUUCAGAGCAUGGAAAUCCGAAAUUGACCCGGAGUGGCCUGAGUACUAG